Oppiella nova is the source of this 1129-nucleotide messenger RNA. NCBI's taxonomy places the organism in Eukaryota, Metazoa, Arthropoda, Arachnida, Sarcoptiformes, Oppiidae. The record is from the annotation of a GenBank genome assembly.
UCUCGCCAACGACAACAACAUCACCGCAAAUGAGACGGACUUCUCGUCGCAUAUGAUGGUCUCCAAUGGGAGCCUCAGUCACGCCAAUGAGACGUCUUUCCAUUUGGGAGUCCUCCUGGAGAGCGGCUUUAUAGUGAGACUAAUAGACGUGGUUUACCUCAUGUUUCACGAGCCCCUCUGCAUUUGGACACUCAUUAACUCCGCCUAUUGUUGUCUAAUACUAGUGGGGAAAGUGAUCCAAAAGCUGGUGUUCGGCGAACUCCGAGUCUCAGAGCAGCAGCACAUGAAAGACCGCUUCUGGAACUUCGUCUUCUAUAAAUUCAUAUUCAUUUUUGGUGUCAUGAAUGUCCAAUACAUGGAUGAAGUAGUUCUCUGGUGCAGUUGGUUCUCGAUUCUCGGAUUUCUCUCACUAUUGGCACAAUUAUGUAAAGACCGCUUCGAGUACCUGUCCUUUUCGCCAAUGACUCCCAAAUGGACGCACUUUCGACUCAUCGUCCUAUUGAUGGCGAUUCUCACCACUUCUGUGUCCCUCUUUGUGGUCUGUGUUUUGGUGGGAAUACACGCCGGCAUUAAUACAUUCGCAUUCAUGACCGCCGAGUGCUCUCUGGUUGCCGUGAGGACACUGUUUGUGAUCGUCCGCUACUCCAUCCACUUAUGGGAUCUUAACUAUGAGGGCGUUUGGGAGAACAGGGCUUCGAUGGCCUACUACACGGAACUGGUGUUCGAGUUGUCCACUCUCACCAUCGACUUCUGCCAUCACUUGCAUAUGUUGUUCUGGGGGAACAUUAUCUUAUCGAUGGCAUCGCUGGUCAUUCUCAUGCAACUCCGGUACCUGUUCUACGAAAUCAAUCGACGCAUUCGUAAACACAAGAAUUAUUUACAAGUGGUCCGUCUGAUGGAAUCCAACUUUCCGAUGGCGACCAGCGAUGAGUUGGAGAAGAACAGCGACGACUGCGCUAUUUGUUGGGAUCGCAUGGAAUCGGCCCGAAAGCUGCCGUGCGGUCACCUCUUCCACAACUCGUGCUUGAGGUCGUGGUUAGAACAGGACACCAGUUGUCCCACUUGUCGCACAUCACUCAAGAACCGCAAUGAAGACGAGGACGAGAGUCCGGAUCGCAUCACAGGUGAG